AUGACAAUUCUAAGUAAUACAACAGGACUUUCAAUUGGUUCACAUAUCAAGGUGCGUGUAGAAUGUGAUUCAAAGGUCUCUGACAAAUGUCGUAAUCAAUACGAGAUGCCACAUAAGGAUACUGUUCUUUUCCGUGCCAAUCACUCGGGAAAGAUCAUUUGUAUCCACUGUUCUAGAGCAUCUGUCGGCACCAAGCAAGCGGUGGUCAAUCCAAAUUGCAGCUUUGAUGAGAGUCUAUUGAGCACCCUUGAUUCCGAAGCGAAGGCCUAUCUUCUCGGUUGGUUUGCAAGUGUCGGUGUGAUUGGAGACGACGGUCAAUCGAUCACCAUUGAAACCAACAGAACAGAGGAAGCUUGUAUCCAGCAGUUGAGAGAUAUCGUUUGUCCAGAGAUUCCAGUCAUUCAUAAAUCGAGCAACGACGAACUACUCAGUGUCACUUUCACCUCGAAGCAGAUGACUUCCGAUGUUUGUGCUCACUUGCAAUUGAAAGACGUUGCUUCAAAGUCGUCGAGCAUGGUGCUCCCACAAUUCAGCACAAAGACAGUGGCGCUCGCUUUCGUUCGUGGAUUCUUUGAUGGCGAAGGAUCGCUCGUUCAGCGUGAAUCUUGCUCGCCCAUCGUUUCGUUGUCAUGCAAAUCCAGUCAGAUGCUCAAGUCGAUGGCGGAACUUGUCGACGUUCCACACACCGUCGGAGAGGACUUGUCAACCAUGCAAUGGAGUGGAGUGAACGCACUCGAUUUCCUUGGAAAGAUCUACGAUGGCAGUAAGUAUCAUCACCAAUCGAAAUACAAUAAAUAUAUGGAUUUGUGUGUUUGGUGUCCAGCGGCCAACAACAACACAUUGGGUGUUCGUGACGAUCCAAUGUUCACAGUCAGCAGAACCUCACCGGAUGCUGUCAUCCCUUCAAAGUCGAGAGCAAGUGACAGUGGUUACGAUCUGACCGUAAUCAAAACGGUGAGAGCAUUCAACUCGGUGACCACCCUCUACGAUACCUGUAUCAAAGUACGUCCACCCCCAGGUUUCUAUAUGGACGUCGUGCCAAGAUCCUCGCUGAGCAAGAGUGGAUACAUGUUAGCCAACAGUGUUGGUAUCAUCGAUAGAGCCUACGUCGGAUCAAUCAUGAUCGCACUCACCAAGGUUGAUCCAAACGCACCAGAUAUCCAACUUCCAUUCUGUGGAUUCCAAAUGAUUCCAAGACCAAUCAUUCACUUCCAAGUUGUCGAAGUCACCGCUGAUAUGCUCGAAGAUACCGGUAGAGGUGCAGGUGGUUUUGGUUCCACCGAGGAAAGAGCCAAGAAUAACGGAGUAUUCACUCCACCAAAUGCUACCAAUUAA
Heterostelium album PN500 is the source of this 1335-nucleotide messenger RNA. It is a transcript of the gene dut, whose product is annotated as dUTP diphosphatase. Gene Ontology annotation, biological process: dUTP catabolic process; dUMP biosynthetic process. The coding region runs from base 1 to 1335 and encodes 444 amino acids. The transcript has a single exon. Lineage: Eukaryota; Evosea; Eumycetozoa; Acytosteliales; Acytosteliaceae. The record is from RefSeq and is a predicted model, not a curated record. Gene Ontology annotation, molecular function: endonuclease activity; dUTP diphosphatase activity; magnesium ion binding.